Messenger RNA from Cynara cardunculus var. scolymus (artichoke), 3307 nucleotides. RefSeq names its product WD repeat-containing protein 26 homolog. Bases 1394 to 3151 code for a protein of 585 amino acids. Gene Ontology annotation, molecular function: protein binding. NCBI's taxonomy places the organism in Eukaryota, Viridiplantae, Streptophyta, Magnoliopsida, Asterales, Asteraceae. The transcript is spliced from 6 exons. The record is from RefSeq and is a predicted model, not a curated record.
UAUCUCCGCCCUCUUCCUCUAGCUGUCUUUAUCUAUUCUUCAUUGUCUUCUUCUAAUGCACCAAACUUGUGAUUGUAACCCUAGAUCUGCCAUCAAUUUUCUUCUGUGUUAUAACUUCGACAUAGAAUUUUUUAUUGAUUUAUGUAUGGUCUUUUUCUGAUGAAAAUUUGGCAUUUUUAUUGGUGUCGAGUGAAUACGGUUCAAGUUGAAUUACUGUAAGUUAGAUAUAAUUUCAUAGAGUUUUGAUAUGUAGCGUAGUAUGUCGAUAUAUGGGUUUUGGUGGGUUUUUGAUCAAUCAACGAUCGCCCUAUUGUUCUUGAGAUCUUUGGGCAUGGAACUCUAUGAAACUUUGAGAAGAAUUGGCAAGGAACAUGAAAUAAAAAUAUAUCAUUUUUAUUUAAUCUGCCUACUAUUUAACUAAGUGAUGUGUUCUACAAUCUUUGUUAAGGGAGACUGUAGCUUUUUUUUCUCCCCUUUUACCUUAAAAGAUCCCCCUUCCUUCCAUUUGCAACUUCAGCCACAUUGCUUUUUCCAAGAUUCCUAGAGAGUGCAAUGGGAUGACUUAUGCAACCCAUUUUAUAUUAAUCGAGUCUACACAUAAAUAUUUUUGGGUUUCUAUGUCAUUCAUUGGUUAAAGAAUUAAACUGUAUCUCGACCUGGCUCUUCAUCUUAGCUCUAUGUGUUAGACCCCUCUCCAGGUUGUAAGGAUAUUGCAAGUAGUAUAUAUUCAAGCAUUCAGAUGCCUACCAUUACAUGUCUCCACUAAUCUUUAUUUCUAUUUGAUGUGCAUUUCAGCAUUUCUAAGAAAUUUCUGAGUCUUCUAAUUAGUAUAACUGCAAGCUGAUGUUUUCACAACUCCAACUUUGUUUGUGGUCUUCAACCCGGAAUUCUUAUUGUCUUUUGGACUCCAUCAUAGUUAGGAUGUGUAUUUGCAGGUUUUGAACUCCUCUCUAUCAAAGAAUGUUAAAAAACCAAUAAAUUGUUUCUAAUAAAUUAUAUAUUGCAACUCUUAGCCUAAAGUUUCUUAUGCUGUUUUCUUCUUCUUUAUUUUAGCAACUAAAAGCAACUUCUCAGCUUAUUCAAACUUGUUCAUCUGCCUCAAACUAGUUCCUGAGAGCUCCAAUAAACCAAAAGUUUGCAGUGCUUGAAGAUUCGCUUAUGAGAAUUGCAUUGAUGAUCUAAAGUUCCCACAUUAAGAAAAUGUUUUAAAUUUGAGUUCAAUUGUUUACAUCGGAAGUUGUUCAUGGGACCUACAACGAAGAACUUGGGGAUUGGCUGCUUUAACACAAGUAAUUUAUGGAGUUAAUUGUGGUUCACUGAAAGUGCCUGAGAAAUCCCGUCCAUUCUCCUUUGAUUUUCUAUUGUGAUUAUAUAUGGGCUGAAUGCACAUUUCAUGGGAGGUUUAGAGGAUGACGAACCACCCUCAAAACGUGUGAAAGCAUCUACUAGAGAACUAAAAGGUCUUUCAAACGGUGAGUCUCUAAAAGAACCUGCAAGUUGCUCAUUCGGUGCUUCAAUGGCCCGACCCCUAGCUUCCCAAGGGGAUGAUGAAGUAAUUGGUUCAAAGGGGGUUAAGAAAGUGGAAUUUGUUAGAAUUAUAGCCGAGGCACUAUAUUCUCUCGGGUAUAGUAAGACUGGGGCUUGCCUUGAAGAAGAGUCAGGAAUACCUUUUCACUCAUCUACAGUCAGUGUCUUCAUCCAACAAAUUCUUGAUGGCAAUUGGGAUGGAAGUUUAGCUUCGUUACACAAAAUUGGUAUAGUGGAUGAAUCUAUUAUUAAGUCAGCAUCCUUUAUAAUAUUACAACAGAAAUUCUUUGAACUUCUGGAUCAUGAAAAGUUGAUGGAAGCUUUGAAAACACUGAGGACUGAGAUAUCACCUCUUUCAAUUAACAGCAACAAAGUCCGUGAGCUUUCUUCGUUCAUUUUGUCUCCAACAUACAGUAUAGUUGAUGGAAUUUCUGGUCAAGGAAUGGUCAAAUCAAAGCCUCGAUCAGAGCUACUCGAGGAUUUGCAAAAAUUGUUUCCUCCAACAGUGAUGAUACCAGAUAGAAGGUUGUUACAAUUAAUAGAACAAGCUCUUGACUUACAACGGGAAGCUUGCUUGUUUCACAAUUCUUCAGUUGGGGAAACAUCAUUGUUCACUGAUCAUCAUUGUGGAAAAGAUCAGAUUCCUUCACAAACAGUUCAGAUUUUACAAGACCACCACGAUGAAGUCUGGUACUUGCAAUUUUCUCAAAAUGGGAAAUACUUGGCAUCAUCAUCAAGUGAUAAUUCAGCAAUUAUUUGGGAGGUUGAUUUGAAUGGUAAAGUCUCGCUGAAACAUAGAUUAAUCGGCCAUCAAAAACCCGUCUCCUGCCUUUCAUGGAGCCCAGAUGAUGAUCAGAUCCUCACAUGCGGUGAAGAGGAAGUUGUCAGGCGUUGGGAUGUUUCUUCUGGCAAAUGUCUUCAGGUUUAUGAGAAGGGACUUGUUGGUUUAAUCUCCUGCAGUUGGUCUCCAGAUGGUAAAUGUGUAUUCUCAGGGUUGACUGAUAAAAGCAUAAUAAUGUGGGAUUUGGAUGGAAAAGAGAUGGAGUGUUUGAAAGGUCAAAAAACUAUUAGGAUCUCUGACUUGCAAAUAACAAGCGAUGGGAAAUUGAUAAUUACAAUUUGUAAGGAAACCAUGAUACUUCUACUUGACAGAGAAUCAAGAGCUGAAAGAUGCAUCGAGGAAGAUCAGAUGAUAGUUUCCUUUACACUAUCUAGAGACAAUAAGUACCUUCUGGUUAGUCUUGUGAAUGAAGAAUUACAUCUUUGGAGUAUCCAGGGCCAUGUUCGACUUGUUGCAAAGUAUAAAGGUCACAGACGGUCUCGCUUUAUUGUUAGGGCUUGCUUUGGUGGACUCGAGCAAGCGUUCAUUGCUAGCGGCAGUGAAGAUUCUCAGGUUUAUAUAUGGCACAGAGGAUCAGGAGAGCUAAUCGAGACACUGGGAGGUCAUUCUGGGGCGGUUAACUGUAUCAGCUGGAAUCCAGCAAACCCGCAUAUGUUGGCAUCAGCAAGUGAUGAUCGUUCAAUACGCAUCUGGGGGUUAAAACAAUUACAUUCAAAACGGAAAGGUAAAGAGAAAUCGCCAUCCAACAAUGGCAUUCACUAUUGCAAUGGAGCAACAGUUUGAAUAACUUAUAUUUCCUUGUAAAUACACAUGACUUGCUCUGCUUACCACCACCAUCGCCAUCAUCAUCACCGGAUAUUUGUAAUUGUAAUUUGAAUCUUAAAUCCACACUUCUCUAUCAUCCUAAUAAACAUUCUCUACUGCUUUUAUGUGUGGCAA